This is a messenger RNA of Cloeon dipterum, 2494 nucleotides long. Its product is annotated as fibroblast growth factor receptor substrate 2. The transcript is spliced from 6 exons. Gene Ontology annotation, biological process: fibroblast growth factor receptor signaling pathway. The record is from RefSeq and is a predicted model, not a curated record. Gene Ontology annotation, cellular component: cytoplasm. Bases 292 to 1404 code for a protein of 370 amino acids. Gene Ontology annotation, molecular function: fibroblast growth factor receptor binding; transmembrane receptor protein tyrosine kinase adaptor activity. Lineage: Eukaryota; Metazoa; Arthropoda; Insecta; Ephemeroptera; Baetidae.
CCAAUCUUCCAAUGCCAUCAAGGUGGCCCCACUGUUUGUGUAUGUUCCUGUUGCGGACGCAAACUACGGGCGGCGACGAAAUUUCUACCUCGAAUAUUCGAGUUUUUUCCACCUGUUCAUUACAAUUUCUGGAAAAUCUUAUGCCUUGCACGGUGCUCCAAUCUCUGGACAAGUAGCUCUGCCGUCAUGCUGAUCAAGGUGGCCCUCAGGAAAUUCUGCGGGCCAUCAUUUCCAUUCCGCGAAUCAGCAGCGACUUUUCGAGUUGAAGGAUGAGUCAGCCUUAGAUGACAAAUGGGUUGCAUUUCAAGCAAACCAGACAUCAACGACGUCCACGCAAACAUUUUCCGGGUGAUGAACCUGGAUGAUGCUGGCCAAGUUUUAUGUUCGGGGCAGCUAGAAGUGACUGAGCAGGAGCUGAUCUUGUAUCAGCACGCUAAAAAUCCUGUCCGGUGGCCUCUACGGUGUCUACGUCGCUAUGGCUUUGACUUGGACGUAUUUACCUUCGAGUCAGGUCGGCGGUGCGCCACUGGCCCUGGAAUCUAUGCCUUCAAAUGCCAAAGGGCUGAGCAGCUUUUUAAUUUGUUGCAGCUCAAUAUCCAAACCCUUGGUCCAGAUGACACACUGUCUAGAGACCUACCAGCACCAACGAUAUCCCCGCCGUCUACCCUUCCUCACUCCUUUAGUCCCAUGGUUGAAAGUCUGAGCGAACCUAACUACCUGGAGCCCCUCCGCACAAGCCGGUCGGUAACCUUUGAUCGGCACUCCCUUGGCAUGCUAAGUCCGCAGACAUCGGUGCCCGUGAUUUCCAACCGGAAUGGCUCUGCUGUCUACGCCAACGACAUCCCAGUGGGCCAAAUGGUGGAGAGAGUGCCACGAAACAGCAUCACCGAGGAGCUAGUCAGAACUCCAACUACGCCGACGGCGGUGAACAUUUUCACGGAGGAGGCACACCUGUACAUGAACGUCGGCGCCAUAGUCACUCCUGAAGAGGUAGUGCCAGCCAGAGCUCCGUUACAGGUGCUGGACGUGCCGGAACAGCUGGACCCUCACUUCUACGCCAACUUGAGUCUGGAACUCAAGACCAUGCCGGCCACGGAAACCUUCGAAGAGCAGCUGUCGAACUUAAUUGAUUUAGAAGAGGACGGUUCUUAUAUGAAUAUGGAGAAAAGAGUGAACUACAUAGAGCUGGACUAUGAUGGUGGUGGUGAGAGUUCGCAGUCGACUCCAUUGUCGCCAGCCAACUCGUUGGUUUCCACCCCGACUGCGGUCAACUCUCCUAAAGGAGCGACUGGCUACGCAUCCAUUGACUUUGAUAAAACAGCGGCGUUGUCCAGUAUCGAUCAGAAAUGCUUGCGAAAAACAAGGCACAGCUCAUCCAUCACUGAGGUGUUGCCUGGCGAGUAAACAGUUGUAGACGAGGGUCCGUACAAAGGUGUCGUUCAGAAAUCGGUUACUUUUGGUCUCAGCGGUGGUCAGUGCCCAGACGGGCGAUGAUUCGCAAGUCUAAGUUUGUUAUUUUAAGUUAUCGACCUGUGAUUGUCAUCACUUGAUGAGCAGCCGAUUUUCUUCCAGGCCUAACAGGAAAUUAAUUUUCUAUUUAGGGACCCGCGUCCCAGCAUUUCGCGAAUUAGACUCUACUUUUAACAUGUGAAAUUUGUUGUUUCUCUGUAUUAACACGUGAAAUGCUCAAGAUUUUCAUAAACGCACAUUUUUAAAGGAGAAUCUCUUCAGCUCUUGUGUCAAGAACAUUUCAAUGGAAUCAAGAAUUGAUGUUGAUAUCAUGGUGGGCUAUGUGACAGCUAGAUAUGUAUGUUAUCGCAUUGCAUUGGAGUCGGAUUACGGCAGGCUUUUAGCUUGACCUUGAAACUUACAAUGAUAUCCAUGUGCUCAGGGAUGCCAUAUUCUUUCAAGGUUGCGUUGCCGUAAUCCGCCCCCAAUUAGGCAAAACCAAUUUUUGCUAUUUUUAACCUUUAUUUAUUUUUAGUUUGAAAGAGUACAAAUCUGAAAAAUUUGUCUGUUUUGACAUCUUGCGUUUUCUCUAAUUCAGUAUGAUUUUACUAUGAAGCUUUAUAGCUCUUGGCUUUAGUUAUUCUGUUUUGACGCUGAUUACAGCACUGAGCGAUUUGAACAAUAGAUAAUAAUCUUCUGUUGUGGAUUAAAAAUCGACACAUUGAGUCUGCAAGACUGGCGGUGUGUUCACUACGACUGUCCUCGUGUGAGUGCAUUGGACCCUCUCAGCAAAAUGCCAACUUCGUGUAAUCCGUGAUAAAAGUGUUUGCCAAAGAGAUGUGAGGCUGGUUGCAAAAUAGCCAAAUGAAGCAGAACGUUUUUAAAGCGCAAUUAAUAAUCGAAUACACUCCUGUUCUGCAACCGGCCAUUAUUUAUACAUGCUUAUGCUGCAUACAUUUUGUAUAUUUGUUUUCUAUGGCUGUAAUAUAUAUGAAAUUGACAUGAUUAGAAACGAAAUAAAUGUGCAGCUCAAUCCAAUCAUGAA